Molecule: messenger RNA, 824 nt
Organism: Carica papaya (papaya)
Lineage: Eukaryota; Viridiplantae; Streptophyta; Magnoliopsida; Brassicales; Caricaceae
Source: RefSeq, a predicted model, not a curated record
UGUUUUUGCUUGCUUAUCUCACCCCACCAGUUAAACAACCUUGGAAUCUUUGAAUCUUAACUCCUAAGCUUCUUUGUAAUUUUUUUCCUCCAAUUUUUUUUUUUUUUAAAAGAAAUAUCUAGUUACUUUUUGAAAAGUUAUCUGCCCUUUUUCCUACUUGUUAUUGGGUCCGUUUCUAUUGCUUCAAUUAUGUUUCCACAUUUGCUAGAGAGACUUCGUUAAUUUUACUCCUCAAUCUUGUUUUGUUACAGGCUGCUGUGAAUUGGGUCAGCUGUGAUGAGAUCACUGAUUUUGAUAUGCUUAAUUUGUUUGGGUGUGGUUUGAUUCUCUCAGAUUAGGGGGGUUGUUUGGUUGGUUCAUGUUGAUGUGGAGUUUUUGACUUGUUGAGUGAGUGAAGUUGAGUUUGGCUGGCAUCAAUGGGGAAGAAGGGAUCUGCCAUGGAGUACAGGAGUAUGAAGAUCUAUGAAGUGUUCAUUGUGGCGUUUAUGCUGAUCUGGGCAACGCGAGUCUCACGUGCUGUCACUAAUCCUGAUGAUGUUGCUGCAAUUAACGCCUUAUACAUCGCAAUGGGUUCUCCUGUACUUCCUGGGUGGGUUGGUUCCGGGGGAGACCCAUGUGCAGAAGGGUGGCAAGGAGUUCAGUGCAACGGUACGGAAAUUUUGAGCAUAAUUCUUAAUGGUGCUAAUUUGGGAGGACAGCUAGGGGAUAACUUAUCAACGUUCACUUCUAUCAGAGUAAUGUAAGUGGUAUUAUGAAUUUGUGAUUGUCUUUAUUCAUGCAUUUAGUUGCCAAGGGUGUAUGUGCGCAUAUGUUUGUGGAUAGUG